UGCCGAUACGCCGCAUAAACGUGCUUUUUGUUUUGUAUAAUCUGAUGAGAAUUAAUUAUUUUAAUUUGACUUGUCAUUUUGAAUAUAAUGGAUAACACAAUCGACAGCUUAAAGGAGAACAUAAAUUCUACUGAUAAUAAUGAUAAAUUGGAUAGAUUGAAGAAGUCUUAUUUGAUGCUAAAACAAAAAGUUUGUAGAUCACAUGAAUUAAUUAAACUGUACAAUGAUAAAUUGAAAGAAUGUGAACGCUUGAAAAUAGAUUUAGAUUUAGCACAAAAGGAAACCAAAAAAAUGACAACUAAUUAUAAUGGAACAUUGGCAAAAGUUAUUAAAUUGGAACUUCAAAAUACAGAAUAUAAGAAAAAAAUCCAGUCUUUGUCGAAUACUAUAGUAACGCAUGAAACUAAAAUUGCUGGUGAUCAACAGCAUUUGCAACAGUUAACAUGUAAAUUGAAGGAAUUAGAAGAUAAAUAUAUGGAUGAAAGACUUCAAAUAGAUAUGGAAAAAACAUUAUUACAAGAUAAAGUCAAAGAAUUGGAACGUCAAAUGAAGAUUUCUAAUAAAACUAAUAAUUCAAUAAAGAGAGAGAAAAUUAAUAAGAAACAACAAGGAAUAGAAAAAGGCACAUAUUGUUGUUUGAAAAAUCCAAUAUCGAGGGUAGAUGUCGCAGUGAAUACAAUCAAUGAAAAAUCCAAUAUAAAACUUAAUACUCGAAAUGAGAAGAGUAUAAUGACAGAUAUGACUUUUAGAGCGGAUAAAGAUCAUCUUUAUCCUUUGUUUUGUGAUAAAUGUGAAAAAUUAUUAUGUAAUCCUGCUCAGAGAAUUUGCAAAGCUAUGAGUAUAGAUUCUGAAAUUAUUCCAAAACUUUUAUCGCCUACAAGAUCACAUUCUACAGUUUCUGUAUCUGUAGUUUCUCCUGAAAAAGAUGAAGACCUUCAGACAAACAAUAAAAAAAGACUUGAUAUUCAAAAUCCAUUGGAAGAUAUAAAUAUUUACAAUAACAGUUCAAAUUUAAAUUCAGUACCUUUGUCAUCUGAAUUAUCCAAAAUGUUAUCUUUGUCUUCUGAAGAUUCUUAUACAGUAAGAGAGGAACAACCUUUGUCCAAUUCAACAAAUAAUUUAUCUUUUUCAAAUAACAUUAAUGAAUCAACUGAUUUAGUCGAAACAUCAUGUGCAAUCAAAGAGAAUAAUAAUAUGAACAAAUUGUCAAGUUCUGACAAUUUAAUGCAUAAUUUUGAAAAAUUAAAAAAAAAGAUGAAAAAAUUAGAAAGAAAGGUAGAAAAGCAAUCUCAACAAAGGAAGAAAUUGGAUAAAAAUUGUUUCCAACAUUCACCAUACGUAAAUUAUUAUUCUAAUGAAAUUUUAACUCCAAGCUUUUCAUUAAAUAUGAUUUCUACAUUCUUGAAUGGGAUAAAAGAUAUCAUGAAGAAAAAUAAAAAUAAACGUAAUAAACCUCAGAAGAGAAGAUACGAACCUAAAACUUGUAAAUUUAGUUCGAAAAAGAUCAAACUUAAACGAGUACAACGAAAUCUAUCAAUGCGUAAUAAUGCUUGGAAUGUGGAUUCAAUAAUAUCUUGCACGGAACGAACUAGGAAAAUUGAUAAUUCUAUGUCGAAUGAUUAUUUGGAUAAUUUAUCCAAUUCUAUAAACAAAGAUAUAAUGUUAGAUGAUAAUUCAAGGGAUAUAAAUGUUGAAAAAAUUAAAUGCUGCAAUAAUGUAAUCGAAGAAAAUAUAAACGGUACCGUUUUGUUCUCUAGUUCGAAAAUGGAACAAUUACGAAUAAUAAAUAAAAAAGAUGAGAAUAAUUCUGUAACUAUUACGUAUCAAACACCAAAAGAUAAUAUAUUGAAUUCUAUGAAAGAAACAAAUUCAAGUAGUUUGAAUAAUGAAGAUUGUUUUACUCCUACAGUAAUCAAUAAAAUAAAACCAAUAAGUGAUACUCCACUUAUUGUAGAAGCAUUUGAGCUUAAAAAUAAAGAUUCUUCUAAAAGAAAGAUUACUAUUUGUACUAAUGAUAAGGAUACUAUUAUGAUAAUUAAUGAUCUAGUCCCUACUGGUAUUACAGCUUCUACAUCUAAUGCAAGUAUUUCUAUAAAUAAGUCUAAUGUAUCUGACACCGAGGAACAAAUAAAUAUUCCUCUUAGCAAGGAAUUUGAAAAUACUGAAUACACACAUAUGAAAGAUAUUUCACAGAUAAUCGAUAACGUACCAUCUUCUAUAGAAACUUCAACUUCUAUAAAUGAGAGCAAAACAAAUGAUAGCUUUAUUACUAUAGCUACUUCUAUUAGCAAUAUUAUUGGCAAUAUUAGUAAUACUUCUACUAUUUCUACUACUUCUACCGCUUCUAACGGUACAAGUCCUGGUGUAGCUGCAAAUAAUAUCAUUAUUAAAAAUCGUAAACGUAAAUUGCAGACAUUUGAGAAAGAAUUAAAUCAAUCUAAUUUAAUUGAAGACUCGUCAACUCUGGAGAAAAAUGAUGAAGAUAAUUGUAAUAUUGAAAAUAAUGGAACGUAUGUCAUUGAAAAUACAAAAAAUAAUACUACUGAAAAAGUAUUGAAUAAUAAAUCCGAUGAUCAGAUAACUAAUACAUGUUUUAUACCACAAAAAAAACAAUGUAUAGAACAUCUAAUGAAAACAAACAAUCGGGAAGUAUCGGAAUUACAUAAUGAAAAUUUAGAUGCAAAUCAAGAUGCAAAUCAAGAUGCAAAUCAAGAAAAUGACGAAUUUGUUAAAACGAUGGAAACAAAUAUAUCAAAUCUUACAUCAACAGAUGAAGAGACAAUUGAUUCUAUGGAAAUUCAAAGUAAUGACAUAAAUGUUCAAACAAAGUGUAAUUUAACAAAAAGAGAAAAUCUGAAAUCCAAUCGCUUAUUUCCUUCAAAUGAAACUCAUAUUAGAUCAAUGGAUUUAAAACAUUUACGAUCUCAUUCACUAGUUAAUUUAGAUUUAUUCAAUUCAAAUGAACGAAGAACUGUAAAUAUUAAAAAUACUGAUCAAAAUAAAUGUGUACCUAUAAUUGUGUCUAAUAAAAAUAAUGAAAUGAAAGAAAGUUCAAGAGAAAAUCAUGGCGAAUUGAAAACAACAUGUAAAGAUUGGACUAAGGAUAUGUCAGAUGAUUCAUUUAAUAGCGAUGAGAAAUCAGUGGAUGAAUUUGAGGAAAAUAUUGUAUUUGAUGCUAGUUUGAGUCAUAUAUUGACUGAUGUAAAUAAAAAUAUAGAAGGUGAAUGUUCUACUAAUAUUAUAACACCAAUAGAAGACUCCAAAGAAAUGCAAAAUAAGGAUAUAUUAACUGAUUCUAAUAUUGAUAUAACAAUCGAAAGAACGAAUAUCAAAUCAGACGACGAUAUUCAUUUAGAAUUAUGUCAUAAAAUUAUUACCGAUGAAGAGGAUAAAAUUAUAAAGGAUGCAAGUUUACAUUCUUCUGUAUUUCCAUUAAUUAGUCCUCUAAAGGAUGAUAGUAUUUCCAAUGAUAUGUCUGAAAAAUUUUCAAAGAAAGAAAUUAACAAAUCAAUUCAAGAUAUAACAAUAUGUCCACAAAUAUAUUCUACAGAGAAACUCAAUAUCCUAAUGCAUUCUAAACAUGCAGUUACACAAGAAAUAGAACAAACGAACAUUUUUAAUAUUAAUAAACCAAUAAAAAUUAGAACUGACGAAAGUACAAGUAGCAAAGAAGAAUCCAAGUUACGAUCUAAAUUCGUUAAUACAAAUAUACAACAGGUUAAUAAAAUAUUUCAGGAAGAAGAAAAGAUUUUAAAUAAUCCUAUAUAUGAAGAAAAUAUUGAGAAACAUUCUAGCGUGUCUAUAAAUGUUCAAAAACAAAAUAAAUUAGAAAUGGCAAUGAAUGAAGCAAAAGAAGAUACAUUGAUCGAUGGUAUUAAUGAAAAUAAAGAGGUACAUUUAGAAAUAUCUAAAGGUCGAACAAACACAAUAAUACCUAAUGACGAUUUAGAGAUUCAAUCACAUAAUAUGAUAAUUAAUGAUUUAGAAGAAUCUUCUUCCGUGAAUAAUAGAGUGAAUAACAAAAAUAUUAAUAAUGAUUUGAUUAAUCCUAUUACAUUAUUAGAAAAUCAUUUGAAAACAAAUCAAAAUUCUAGAAAAUCGAAGAACUCCAAAAAAAUAUUGAAGACAAUAGAACAAUUAUGCGUAAAAACAGAUAAUUUUGUUAAUAAACAAUUAUACAGAGUCAUGAACGAUACUGAUUGGUCUAUGUCCGUACAUAGAGAUGUUAUUAACAAAUUGUCUUCCGUAUGUAGCGUUCGUAUUAUUGCCAAGGGCAUAGUGGACUUUAUGUUUGAAAGAAAAGAGAAUAAUUUAGAUAAAAGUUAUACACCACCGGCACCAUUGAUGACAAUGACUCAACAAAAAAUUGUAACAUUAUUAGUUGAUCUUGAAGUAAGAUUGCCCACAGUAAUAAAAUGGGUACAAGCAGGAAUCGAAUAUAAAAUCUUCAGAUUGAAUAAUGCACCUAUGUUACAUCAGAUACAAAACCUUAUAAGAUUAUACAUCGUUCUAACACGGAUACAAAAGGAUCGAGAAAAGGCUAGAAUGUUAUGCUGCGAUGCUUUAUAUUGUUUAGGAUUACACGCAAUUCCAGUUAUUUACACAGUAUUGACAUGUUGGCCAGAAAUAUUUCCACAGUUUACAGAAAAUAUUGAUAUAUUACCAAAAUAUAUGGCACAUUUUAUUAUGUCAGUGCAGGCCAAUAAUUUUCCUCAGUUAUAUGCUUUGAAAAAUUUAUUAUCAACUUAUUAUAAAUAUAAAGCAGGAAGUUUCUUAACUAAAAAUCUAGUUGAAGAAUCAUUGAUAUCUUUAGAAGCGAGAAGUGAUUCCAUUGUGGACAUUGUUGGUUUAAAAACAGCUAUUAUAUUGCUUGCAAAAAAGGAAGGUAUAUCGUGGAGCUAUACUAAUAUUAUUCAAAACCGUUUGUUGCCAAAUAUAAUUAAUAAAAAAUAUCUGUCGAUUUACGAGCCAUUUAGUUUACUUGGCUAUCUUAUGCGUACGUUCCCAGUUGAAGAUAAUGAUGGAAUUGUUAAAAACAUCAUUGAACAACUCUCAGAUUUAAUUGAUUCAGGAGAAGGUUCCCACGAUCAACAGGAAGGCAUAGUAUCGGCGUUGUUAUGUUUAUCUAGACACGAUAUUGAAAAGGUAAUCAGUUCUGUGAUGAAGUGGAUCCCAAGCAAAUCUUUAAGAGCAACCACUAUUGAUCAAUAUUAUGCGUUCUUCAGACAACGAACGAAAAUUUAUUGGAGAAAUUAUUUAAAAAAAUUGAACAAAGUAUAUGUUAAAGAUAUUAGACUUUAAACGUUAAGAUUACUUAUACAUAUACAUAUAUAUCUUUUCUUUCUUUCUUUCUUUCUUUCUUUCUUUUUUUUUUUUCUUUUUAAUCUUUAUUUAUUAUUAUUUCUUUUUUUCAUUAAAAAAAAAAUAAAGUAUUUCGAACGCGCUCAUAAUAAUUGUUUAUUGUUGUGAUAGAUUUUUUUCAAAUGAAGUCCGAUUGAAAAUUCUUAUUCUCAGUCUUUGUUAUUUCUCUAUGUGUGUGCGAUAUUAAAUAAUAACAUAUAAAUAAUAUUUAGACGCUUUAAAGAAAAUUCAUACAAAUCAUUUUUAAAUAAUUUUACUCUAUGACGCGAUAUAAAAUUUUUAUAAAAAGAUAAGGCAUUGAUAUCUAAAUCUAAACUAUUUUUCUGUCUGUCUAUCUAUCUGUCUGUCUCUUUCUCUCUCUCUCUCUCUCUCUCUCUCUCUCUCUCUCUCUUUCUCUAUCUCGUUUAUUUUUAAGAUUUAGAUAUUAAUGUGAAUAAAUA
Molecule: messenger RNA, 5801 nt
Organism: Vespa crabro (European hornet)
Lineage: Eukaryota; Metazoa; Arthropoda; Insecta; Hymenoptera; Vespidae
Product: protein PFC0760c-like
Exons: 14
Coding region: 88-5301 (1737 amino acids)
Source: RefSeq, a predicted model, not a curated record